This is a messenger RNA of Alligator mississippiensis (American alligator), 3101 nucleotides long. RefSeq names its product solute carrier family 5 member 3 (gene SLC5A3). Gene Ontology annotation, cellular component: plasma membrane. The coding region runs from base 532 to 2670 and encodes 712 amino acids. The record is from RefSeq and is a predicted model, not a curated record. Lineage: Eukaryota; Metazoa; Chordata; Crocodylia; Alligatoridae. Gene Ontology annotation, molecular function: D-glucose:sodium symporter activity. Gene Ontology annotation, biological process: myo-inositol transport; transmembrane transport; inositol metabolic process. The transcript has 2 exons.
GUGGAUUCUCACCAGGCUGCUGUUUGGAUCCCCCAGGCUGUGACUGCUGUUGAGCCAGCCUUUGCCUUUUGUUGCUCUAGGAUUAGCUUUCCCUUGGAUUCUCUGGAAUGCUUCCUGGUUGCAGGCUUUUUAUCAGUUUCCCCUUCCUGCCUGGAAAGGGAUCUUGUUGCCAUAGGACCCCAGGACUGGUGCUUACCCCUCCAGACUCCUGUCUAGCGGUUGGUACAGUAGGUCUCACUAGACUUAGCUGCAACUAAGAAUUUCUCCUACAUCAACCAAGUUAAGGCUGAUACUCUUGUGGAAUGUGGAUUAAAAGCGCGUGCUAAGUUCCAAAUUUCCACUUAAGAAGCGGAGAAAAAAAUCUGUCUUCUCAGUGUACCACAACCACCAGCAUCAAGACAGCAAACCAAGGGACAAAGAAUUUAAUCUACUGUACUGAUAAAUUUAAAUUGGUUCACGUGUUACUUUAAAAGACUUUUACUGGGGGGUGAAAACAACAUCAGCCGUUUUGAAGCAAUUUUGUUUACAAAAAUGAGGGCUUCUUUGGAAACUGCAGACAUUGCCAUUGUGGCAUUGUACUUCAUACUCGUGAUGUGCAUAGGUUUUUUUGCCAUGUGGAAAUACAAUCGAAGCACAGUAAGUGGCUACUUCUUGGCUGGGCGUUCCAUGACCUGGGUAGCUAUUGGUGCAUCCUUAUUUGUGAGCAAUAUUGGAAGUGAACAUUUCAUUGGGCUUGCAGGAUCUGGAGCAGCAAGUGGAUUUGCAGUAGGAGCAUGGGAAUUCAACGCCUUAAUGCUUUUACAGCUUUUAGGAUGGGUCUUUGUCCCAGUCUACAUCCGGUCAAGAGUGUACACCAUGCCUGAAUACUUGUCCAAGCGUUUUGGAGGGCAUAGAAUCCAAGUCUAUUUUGCAGUGUUGUCUCUGAUUCUUUAUAUCUUCACCAAACUUUCAGUUGACUUGUAUUCAGGUGCACUUUUUAUUCAAGAAUCUCUAGGUUGGAAUCUUUACUUAUCAGUUAUCCUGCUCAUUGGAAUGACUGCUUUGUUGACUGUGACUGGAGGUCUUGUGGCAGUCAUCUACACAGACACUCUUCAAGCUCUGCUUAUGAUCGUUGGUGCCCUCACACUUAUGGUUAUAAGUAUUACAGAAGUUGGUGGGUUUGAAGAACUUAAAAGGAAGUACAUGUUGUCAUCGCCAAAUAUUACGUCAAUCUUGCUGACCUACAACCUUUCUAAUACCAAUUCAUGUCAUGUCCACCCAAAGCCUGAUGCUCUUAAAAUGUUGCGUGAGCCAACAGAUGAAGAUAUUCCCUGGCCUGGAUUUUUACUGGGGCAGACCCCAGCUUCUGUGUGGUACUGGUGUGCUGACCAAGUUAUUGUUCAGAGGGUUUUAGCUGCAAAAAAUAUUGCUCAUGCCAAAGGAUCCACUCUCAUGGCAGGCUUCCUGAAGUUGCUGCCUAUGUUCAUUAUAGUAGUCCCAGGGAUGAUUUCACGAGUGCUGUUCGCAGAUGAUAUUGCCUGUAUCAAUCCAGAACACUGCAUGGAAGUCUGUGGAAGCAGAGCUGGAUGUUCUAACAUUGCCUAUCCACGAUUAGUGAUGAAACUUGUACCAGUUGGCCUGCGAGGACUUAUGAUGGCUGUAAUGAUUGCUGCACUGAUGAGUGACUUGGAUUCUAUAUUUAACAGUGCCAGCACCAUAUUUACACUGGAUAUCUACAAACUCAUACGCAAGAGUGCAACAUCUAGAGAACUAAUGAUUGUAGGAAGAGUGUUUGUCGCUUUCAUGGUAGUUAUAAGCAUUGCCUGGGUCCCAAUAAUAGUAGAAAUGCAAGGAGGCCAGAUGUACCUCUAUAUACAAGAGGUAGCAGAUUAUUUGACACCACCUGUGGCUGCCCUAUUUCUAAUGGGUAUAUUUUGGAAGCGCUGCAACGAACAAGGAGCAUUCUAUGGUGGAAUGAUUGGGUUUGUUUUUGGAGCUAUACGAUUGAUACUGGCAUUUAUCUAUCGUGUUCCUGAGUGUAAUCAACCGGAUACUAGACCAGGUUUUAUCAGGAAUAUCCAUUAUAUGUAUAUUGCUACUGCUCUGUUCUGGAUCACUGGAAUUAUAACUGUAAUUGUAAGUCUGCUUACAUCGCCACCCACAAAGGAACAGAUUCGAACAACCACUUUCUGGUCUGUGAAAAGCAAGACUGCCAAAGAAGAUGAUUCAAAGGGGGAUCUAUAUAAAGUACAAGAAAAGAGCAUGUUAAAAUGCAAUGAAAAUGCUAAUCACAUUAUUCCAAAUGGCAAGUCUGAAGACCAUAUUAAAAAUAUUAAGCCUGAGGAUAUCAAUCUCCUGGUUGCCUGUAGAGAUGAAAGCAACCCAGUGAUUUCUGUAAGUCCCUCUGAAGUUGAGACACCCAUUGAUUGUUACUCAAAUGGACAAGUGGCUCUCAUGGGUGAGAAAAAACAUGAAGAUACUGAUGAUCGUGCCAAACAUUGGAAAUUCAUAGAUUGUUUCUGUGGCUUUAAAAGUAAAAAUAUGAGCAAGAAAGCCAUCCUAGAGAUGGAGGAAGAGACUUUUUGUAUACAAAUGCUGGAAGAGACUCCAAAAGUUAAACUGUUACUAAAUACCGGACUAUUCUGUGUCUGUUCUAUUGGAAUAUUCAUGUUUGUCUAUUUCUCUGUCUGAGUGAGUAGAGAACUUUUUAAGGGUAUGGCUAAACAUACAGAAGGUGAUACAGGUCUCUGGAAAAUAUUUUCUAAUAUACAUAACUGCAUCUCAGGCAUUGUUUACGCUAUAAUUGUCAAACAAUUUAUCAGCCAACUUUAAAGACCAUAUGAGAUUAUAUUGUACUAUCUCUGCUUAAGACAGAAUGUGGUGCAUGUGUGUUGUGUGGUAUUCUUUUUGUUUGUUUAGUGUAGUCCUAAAACAAUUUUUGUUACAUAUCUGUAUACCAAAGUAAGACAGGUGGCUGUGUUUAAGUAGGAAAAAUAAGGAGCUCAGUCCAUAUUGACGUGAAAAUGAAAAGCAACAUUUUACCUGGACUUAAGUAUACAAUCUAAAUUAGCAGAGCUGUAUUGGAAAAUUCUAAAUAAUAAAAAAUGAUGUACAACCUUGCA